CGCUGGCUUCUGGCAUUCGGCUACGAACUGGAUUUUCUCAAAUCUGGAUCCGGAGUCACUUUACGCGGCUAUUUCAGCAAAUUUCAUCCUGUCAGACGGCAAACCGGUGUAAAAUACGUGUGAAAUUUGAAUUAUAUUUCGGGUAGACCAACAUUUAUCGCUUUGUUUGUAUAUUGGCAAAGCCAUUUUGUUGGGUUUAAAGAUUGCUGUACAAAUGUCAUUGUCGGGUCGAGAAUGUUUGGCUGUUCCGUCUUUUUGUGCUUUCUCGUGAGUUUAGCGGGGACAGUCAGGAAAACAAACAGAUCGAACGAAGAAAGAUCGAAACCCGGUCGGUUGAAGAGGUUAUUUGGCGGGGAAUGACUCGCUUUCAUGCAUUCCUUAAUCGGUGCUUGUUGCUUUUCCUACACAUAUUCGUACUUUUGAAUAUCAUUCGUUUUGAACCGUGGUAGCAGCAGAGUAUAGUCUAUCCGCUUCGGUGUUGUGUUUUAAUGUCCGUGUUUACAGUAUCAAUUUUAGCUAAUUCGACGUCCAUCGAUAGAUAUUUACCACUUCAAAUUCGGUGUUAAACAUUUACCGCUAUGAGUACGAGGCGUUUGGUAAAGCGAUCGAUCCUGGGGAGCCGGGUGUUUACGCCGAGUCCGACAGGGGACGGGGCUCCGUUGACAGGACUUGUACAGGCUGUCAAGCAGCAGGAAAACAGAGACGUUUCAACCGGACCCCGGCGUAAUGUCUACAUGGUGUUAAUGCAAGACGGAAGCCUGAAAGAAUUCUCAGAGGACGAGAUAUCGGUGGGCUUCAACCAAACGACGGCGAAAGGACCGCUCAGAUCGAGCUUGAAGCAGAGCGUCUGGAACGGCCGGGGGAACGGGGCUCCUCUGCAGAGCCAGACCAUGGAGGCCCAGAAGGGGGAGGCCAACUCCCUGAGCCCAGACGCGUUGAAGGGGGAGCGGGGAGCAGAUGGUAGGAGGAUGGGGCGCCCCCUUGAGGGUCCAGAGAGGGACCACACCCGCUCUGUCUCCCUGCUGGAGCAGAAACGCAAGGUGGUGUCAUCCAGCAUCGAUGUGCCCAACGUCAGGAAGUCAGAGGAGGAAGUGGACAUGGAGAAGGUGACAGCUGCCAUGGUUCUGACCAGUCUGUCCAGCAGUCCGCUGGUCAGGAGUCCUCCUGUCAAAGUCCGUGAGUGUCUGAAUGGCUCGUGGAAGGACAGAGGUGGAGGCUUCACCCCCUCCAGUUACAGCAGCAGUGGCUAUUGGAGCUGGAGCGGCCCUAGUGACCAGUCCAACCCGUCCACCCCCUCCCCACCGCUCUCCGCAGACAGCUUCAAGCCUUUCCGUAUGCCCAGCAUCAACGGCCCGCCCCCCGACGACGCCAUCGACGAACAGGACGGCAGCAGCCUGCUCUUUGACGAGCCAAUCCCACGCAAGCGCAAGAACUCCAUGAAGGUGAUGUUCAAGUGCCUGUGGAAGAACUGUGGGAAGGUUCUGAGCUCGGCUGCAGGGAUACAGAGACACAUCCGGACUGUUCACCUGGGGCGUAACUGUGACUCUGACUGCAGUGACGGAGAGGAGGAUUUCUACUACUCAGAGAUCAAACUCAACACAGACUCAGUGGCUGACGGUCUGAGCAGCCUGUCCCCUGUCUCCCCCUCGGUGCUGUCCCCCGUCCCUCCCUCCAAUGACCGCCACAGACGACCCCCCGCAGAGGGCAGCAACGGGUCCAGUGGGAACAAGGAGAACCACAGCCACGCCCACUCAAACACCACGCCCCUCAGUCGCUCUGCCCCCAGCGCCCUCUACCUCAUCCACACUGACCAUGCCUACCAGGCUACAUCUCCAGUUACCAUCCCCUCCACUGGGUCAGGCUCUGCUGCCUCCACCUCCUUCACCCCCAGCAGCAGCUCCAAUUUCAGCAUCUCCUGGCAGUCACCUCCUGUCACCUUCACUGGCACCGCUGUCUCUCCCACUCACAGUCGGACUCAGAGCUUUGUAGAGCAGCGGCCCCAGACCAUAUCAGUCCUCUCCUCCCCUCCCAGAGCCACUGGCUCACUCAGCCGUAAGUCCCGUGGCGAGGGUAAGAAGUGUCGCAAAGUGUACGGGAUGGAGAACAGGGACAUGUGGUGCACUGCCUGCCGAUGGAAGAAAGCCUGCCAGAGAUUUACUGACUGAUUUAUUGACUGAACCAACCAAGUAACCAACCGACCAACCGCUGUGGCUGCAUGCCCUUCGCCAUGGAAAUCAGGGAUGUUCCUUUCUGUUCCCUUCCUAAGCAUGCGUUAACGUCACUCCAAAACCAAUGAUCAGUCUACUCCGACCCCUCCCUAACCCGACCCCUCCCUAACCCGACUGUCUAUCAGAACCAACAGGAUGGAGCUUACAGCUGUCCUGAGUAAAUCCCAAGUUAACUCUAGCUCCCUCCCACUUCCAACCUCGGAAGCAACAACCAACACGCAGCUCCAGCUCUAAAGAUGACGACAACAUCAAAAUAACUCUGCUUUUUAUAUGUUGAGUUUGUUGUCUCUCUUCUUUCUAUGUUUUGAAAAACAAAAGGCAUCUCAGAUUUUUUUUUUUUAAAGGAACAUUCGUCAGGCUAGAAGGGACCAGAAAACAGGCUUCCAUUGUCCAUAGAAGACUGGCCAUUUUGUUUUAUCUUUGGGAGAAUCAAAAGAGAGGAGGGGAAAGAUCCUUCUUUCCUCAGUCCCUUUCUCUCUGUUCUAUCCUGUACAGUCUGGAUCUCUACUCCCUCUCUCCUCCGUCGUCACCCCAUGGAAUGGAUCUUGUGUGUCUGGACUCGGGAGGGGUCGAUAGCACCCCCCUGGUGGGGGAAAAUUGAUCAAUUCCAAAACGAAUACAAAUACCCAGUCAGGGUGCUGAACAGACUAACAUUGCCAGCAGCAACAAGCCCCACACCACAACGCCACAAGCAAUUCAACACACAGCAACACAGGACAACACAGUUUUCUAUCUCAAAUCACCAGAACUCCACAGCACCAGAACUCCACAGCACCAGAACUCCACAGCAC
Molecule: messenger RNA, 3019 nt
Organism: Oncorhynchus gorbuscha (pink salmon)
Lineage: Eukaryota; Metazoa; Chordata; Actinopteri; Salmoniformes; Salmonidae
Product: zinc finger protein 704-like
Exons: 10
Coding region: 579-2165 (528 amino acids)
Biological process (GO): regulation of transcription by RNA polymerase II
Cellular component (GO): nucleus
Molecular function (GO): DNA-binding transcription factor activity; RNA polymerase II cis-regulatory region sequence-specific DNA binding
Source: RefSeq, a predicted model, not a curated record